Messenger RNA from Penicillium riverlandense, 3162 nucleotides. RefSeq lists its product as uncharacterized. Bases 1 to 3162 code for a protein of 1053 amino acids. The record is from RefSeq and is a predicted model, not a curated record. The transcript is spliced from 3 exons. NCBI's taxonomy places the organism in Eukaryota, Fungi, Ascomycota, Eurotiomycetes, Eurotiales, Aspergillaceae.
AUGAAGUCCUUAACCGGCAAGCCUCUGCUUUUCGUGCUUGGUCUUGCUCUUACGAGCAAGAUCAUUGCUGCAGAGAAAGGUUCUGGCUUUGGAAAACGACCAGCCCCCUGGAUUGUGUAUGAUGUGCCUGGGGACUUUGCAGAUCCAAAAGGUCUAGCCAGACCUUACUUACGAUAUUGGGUUCCGGAUGCGGACGUUGAGGACACCAUUUUGUUUGGUGACUUAAAGCAAAUCAAACAAGCAGGCUUCGGCGGUGCUGAAAUCAUCUGCCUCGAAAAUUAUGGCAUCGAAGACGCCGUGGUUGAUCCAGCUCUCUAUGGUUAUGGAGGAGAUAGAUGGAGGGAUAGAUUCAACACUAUGCUUCGUGCUGCAGACGAACUUGACUUGCUCAUCGACUUGGCUCUAGGCCCAACUCAGGGAGCCUCCAUACCUAUCUUGGACCCCGAUUCUCCCGGAAUGAACACAGAGCUGGCAUAUGGCAACGUCAGUUUGUCUUCUGGCCAAGUUUUCAACGGAGAGAUACCACCCCCAGGUCAGACCUACCCAGGCUAUGCAAACGCUCCGGAUUUCCACGCGCCUUUCACAAAUUUUACGAAUAAGUUUGUGGCUGCUGUUGUGGCAAGGAAGAGCAAGAGUAAGUUUUCUCCUAGCCACAUGUUGCACUCUUACCUAACUCUAGAUAUAGUUCCAUCUACAGACCCUCGAGUGACUCAACUUGACUAUGAUAGUGUCGUAGAUGUCACACAUUUGGUCAAGGACAGUCAGCUGCGCUACAAGGCGCCAGCCGAUGGAAAUGACUAUGUGCUUUUCACCUUCUAUCAACGUCGCACUGGCUAUCUUGCAGCUCAGGGGGCUUUUGGCAAUGCCACAAAUCCAGAUAACCCAGCAUCCUGGUUUGCCUAUGUUGUGGAUCACUACAGCCAAGAAGGAACUGACCUGUGGACUGAAUUUACGGAGAAAUAUGUGAUGGACGGUGAGAACGGAGACCUAGUACGCCAGCUCGGCCAUUACGCAUGGGAAGACUCAGCGGAAUUCCGAGCGACACUCUUUUGGACAGAUGAACUGAGGUCUUUCUUUCGUCAAUCACGAGGCUACGACAUUACCAAGGCAUUGCCAGCACUUUUUGGUACUACGGGAUUGCCACCCAGCACUCUUGCCAAUUCUUACUUCCACUUUGCUUUCAGUGAUCAUGAGAAUGGUACCGACAUUAGCUGGAAGCUCCGAAAUGACUUCUAUCAAUGCUUACAGGAGAUGUACGAGAAGUAUCAUCUAACCGGGCUUUCCGAGUGGAGUAGCAAAUGGAAUAUGCAAGGCAGUCUUCAGCCGUACGCGACAGCUCCUAAUCUAGCUCCUCCAUGGGAUAUGGUCUCCGCAGCUGCUUAUAUCGACGCUCCGGAGACCGAGUCUAACUACUUCGAUGGAGUUAUUGAUGCUUUUCGCGCAAUGGGAGGUGGCGCUAUGCUUGGGAACAAGCAAAUAUUUUCCAGUGAACUUGGCGCUCAUCGGUACGAGUCAUACGCUAUCACCUGGCCUGUCAUCCUCAAUGACUGUAAGAUCAACUACGUGGGCGGAGUGAAUCGGAUUGUUGCCCAUGGCUACCCUUAUUCUGGGAUUCGACCAGAGGUUGAGUGGCCGGGCUUGACGACAUUUGAAUGGACAUAUUCGGAAAUGUAUGGAGCGAGACAGCCGAGCUGGCCAUAUGUGAAGGAGAUGGGUGAUUGGAUUGCGAGGACGCAGUUGAUUCUUCAGACAGGCGUGCCCCGUGUGGAUGUCGGCGUUUAUCGACACAAAUAUCUGUCGGUUGAUAUAAAGCACUACGGCAUGGCCGAGAACAUCUUUGGGGAUCAUUCUCUUGAAAAUAAUGGGUACUCGUACGUCUCCGUUAGUCCGUCACUGUUGAAAUUCGACAACGCUGUUAUUACCAAUGGCUUGCUGGCUGAAAAUGGUCCCGGGUUCUCUGCUUUUAUUGUCGACAAUUCUACAAACAUCACCGUCGAAGCAGUCACCAGAUUCUCCGAAUGGGCCGAACAAGAUUUCCCAAUUUUGUUUGUUGGCGGAGUGCCGGAAACAACACCAUAUUAUUGUGACUCCUGCGAUGAACAUGUCAAAACAAGCAUGCAAAGGUUACUACAGUAUCCGUCUGUCAAGAAUCUUGACACCGAGGCCGAAGUUGUUGGUGCGCUUCAGGAGCUGAAUAUACAGCCAACUGCAAAGAACCUCUCGCCUUGUCCAAUUCUUUAUGUCCACCGCAUUGACACCCCUAACAAGGUUGACUAUUAUUGGGUGUAUAACUCGGACAUUUAUGAGGAUCACGCGACGGAAGCCUCUAUCAAAGGAAAGGGAGUGCCGUAUGAGCUCGAUGCAUGGACGGGUGUGAUCACACCCAUUGUGAACUACACCACUUCUGGUGACAGAUUCAACAUCUGGGUUGAGCUUCGAUCUAACCAAUCGACGAUUGUGGCAUUUGCUCCCAAAGGAUUCUUCCCUGACGUCAAGGUUGCCGACAUCCAUGUUGUGAAGACCAAUGUGGAGUAUCUGAACUACUCUGCUACUAGCAACGCCCUAAUUGCACGCUCAUCUUCCACUUCUGAUCGGGAAAUCGUCCUUAGCAACGGCAAAAAGUUCACUUUGGCGAGCUCUGCCAAUUUGAUGAAGCCGUCGAGGCUCGGUCCGUGGAAUUUGACUGUCCAAGACUGGCUGCCAAACCCCACUCCUUGGACCAACUACACGUCAAUCUACAAGUACCACACGCUCACACUGGAUAACUUGAUUCCUUGGUAUAAUAUCACCGGCCUCCAAAGCACUUCGGGGAUUGGGACCUAUACAACCAAAUUCACAUGGAGUCCCAACUCUGCAACCAGCGGUGCUUUGCUCGACCUAGGCCCAGUCUUCCACACCAUCAGACUAUGGAUCAAUUCCCAAUGGACGGGUCCUAUUGAUGUAACAGACGCCAUUGUGGACAUAACACCGUACUUGAAAGGAGGAUCGAAUGACGUGAAAAUUGAGGUUUCGUCUACGCUUCGCAAUCGACUGCUUCAGGUGAAUGUAACGCAAUCCUGGGAACAGGCCCAAUACUCGAGUACCUAUGGGCCUCAACCCUAUGGCCUGACUGCUCCUGUGACUCUGAUUCCUUUCGCAGAGAAGGUUAUUUCGCUUGCAUGA